Messenger RNA from Carassius auratus (goldfish), 3097 nucleotides. RefSeq lists its product as uncharacterized. The coding region runs from base 772 to 2223 and encodes 483 amino acids. The record is from RefSeq and is a predicted model, not a curated record. Lineage: Eukaryota; Metazoa; Chordata; Actinopteri; Cypriniformes; Cyprinidae. The transcript is spliced from 13 exons.
CAAAAAAAAAACAAACAAUAAAAAAAAAAAAAAAAAAAAAAAAAAAAAGAUUUAUAGCAGUGCCAAAAUAAAUAUACAGCAUCUUCUGCUUAGCAGCGUAUCGAAAUGGAUUCAUAAUCGCCACGGCAGUGACGUCACACGUAACUUCAACUGAACGUUUAUCCUGCAGAAGAACGAUUGAGAUGUUGCAUCGCUGACAUUGCCGUGAAUUUGAAUCCAAUUCAAAUAAAAAGCAAUAAGGUAAGUAAAACCAAUACAUUUCGUGUGUUUUCCAGUUAAGUUUAGAUGACAUCAGAUGUCGAUAUCUGAAAAUACUUUUUAAAAAGUAGGUCAUUUUGCCCGCGCAUGCCAGGCCCAUCACAUUAACACAAGCAAAUACCCCAGCCUGAUGUCUUCGUGACAGCAUGUUUUAAAACAAUAUUUUUACUCUGCAUAUGGUAAUAACCAUUUGGGGUUAACCUUCCAUGAUACUUUGCGACUGAAUAAUAUCUGGAUCGUUUAAUGAAUUUGUAUGCAUAUUAUUAGGACAUUUUAAGGCGCAUUCAGGCUUUGGCGCCAGUGGUGGAGUGCAACAUUUAAAAUAUAAAACGCUAACGUUAGCGGUGUCAGUAAUCUUGAAAUGAAUCUGAUCUAUAUAUUUCAUUUCAGAGCGACACAUCGGAGUAAUUCUCAUGUGAUUCAAUGAAGAUAAAAUUUUAUAUAAUCGAUUUGUAACGAAUAUUCUUCUUCAUCUCUUUCAGGUUGAAGCACAACUGAAGGCUAAAUAAGAUCAUGUAUGCCAGAGCUGUGUGGGUGGAGCAUGGUAAAGAAGUGGAGGGAACUGCGCCAGACAACUGGAUUGAUGCUGAAAAAAAAAUCAUUAGAUGGCCAAAAAAGGGGGAAAAGGCAGCUUACCUCAAUCGGCACUCCCCUCAGGAUGACUGGAUGACGUUCACCUUGGUGAAGCGUAAAAUGACCUCCGUUAACAUUCGGGAAUGCGAUGAUUAUGACAUGACGAGUCAUGUCGAGGAGGAAGAUGAGCAAGAUGAGGAAGCAGGACCAAGGAAAAAAACUAAACGCAACUUUGAUGACUAUGUUCUUGAAUCUGACGAUUUGGAUGAGGAAGAAAAUAACAUGACAGAUGCCAUUAUCAAGGUGCCCUCCUUUCCCAUUCCACCAACAAAGGUGACAAAGUCCAUCCAGAUGGAGUCUGCUGGAUUUAACAAAAAGUCCACUGACUCUGGACCCUCUAAUUUAGCCAGGUCUCAACAGACAGGUGUUGGGUCCAGGGACAGGUCCACAGGCAACCCUGGACGUUCAAACAUAAACCGAGCCAGCCAGUUGAGGGGUGCUGGGUCCAGUCAUCAGUCCAGCCACAGUGAUGUAUCCCAGCACAGUGAUGUAUCCCAGCAGAGUGUCGGGUCCCAGCACAGCAAACGGUACCGACACAAGAAGCAGUCCAGGCACAGCGACCAGUCCAGGGACAGCAACCAGAUGGGACAAGACCCUGGACGUUCAAACAUAAACCGAGCCAGCCAGUUGAGGGGUGCUGGGUCCAGUCAUCAGUCCAGCCACAGUGAUGUAUCCCAGCACAGUGAUGUAUCCCAGCAGAGUGUCGGGUCCCAGCACAGCAAACGGUACCGACACAAGAAGCAGUCCAGGCACAGCGACCAGUCCAGGGACAGCAACCAGAUGGGACAAGAGCACAGGUCCUCUGCCAUUGAAUCAAGACGUACAGGGCCUCGUAGGGAAACGGACGUAAGAUUUCCAAUGGAUAUGGCAAAGUUUCAGAAAAAAGUUUUGACUAAAUUGGUGGAAAUCCACAUGGAGGUCAGAAGGCUGGGAAGAAGCGAGCCUCCCCUUUCAUCCACCCAUAUACAGCAGCUGGAGACAAUGGAGGACUUUGCGAGAGAGGAGGAACGCCUCAAGGACAAGCAAGCCUUUGAGUCCCUGGUGUUGCAACUUGCAAGAAUUGGAGGGAAAGAUGUAAGGGAUUGUGUCCAUAGAAUUCUUGACAGGCUCUUUACCAACCGGUUGAUGGCCAAAUUCAAUAUGAAGGGGAAAGGAAAGAAGCAGAAACUGCCUCUGGAGAUGACUAAAACCUAUGAAGCAAUUAAUGCUGCAGUGAUGAAAUGGGACAAAGAUGCUACAGAGGCUACAAUAAAACAUCAUGCAGCAGAGCAUCUUAAACAUGCACCAGGGAGGAAGGGAGGUGGAGGACAUACAGGGGUGGAAACUAAUUAAGGACUUUUGGCAUUUGUGUUUAUUUGCCAUUUAAAAGACUUUAUACCCCCUUCCUCUAUGCUGAUUUCAGGUAAAAUAUAUUAGUCUUGGGGGAUUUGUUUGUUUGUUUUUAUAAUUUUUUUGAUAUUUUUUUUUUUUACUUGCGUUAAAUUUAACUAUUAGAACUUUGUUUUAUCAGCUUGUUAAUAUUGCUGAACAACUCAUUAAAGAUGGUUAAAAAGUAAUCUCUUGUCAUUUUUUUCUGUCAUUUUUUUAAUAGAGUAAAUUAAUGUAUUUCCAAUUGUAAAUAAGGCUAAUAAAAUGUCUUUGCUCACUUAUAUGUCUAUAUGUCUAAUACUGAACGCUGAACAGACGUCUAAAAAAGACGUCGUAAAAACUUUCAUUCUGGCUUCUCAGUGGACGUCUACUGAACGUUCACUAUGUAUGUCACUUGGACGUUAAUACUGAACGCUGAACAGACGUCUAAAAAAGACGUCGCAAAAACUUUCAUUCUGGCUUCUCAGUGGACGUCUACUGAACGUUCACUAUGUAUGUCACUUGGACGUUAAUACUGAACGCUGAACAGACGUCUAAAAAAGACGUCGCAAAAACUUUCAUUCUGGCUUCUCAGUGGACGUCUACUGAACGUUCACUAUGUAUGUCACUUGGACGUUAAUACUGAACGCUGAACAGACGUCUAAAAAAGACGUCGCAAAAACUUUCAUUCUGGCUUCUCAGUGGACGUCUACUGAACGUUCACUAUGUAUGUCACUUGGACGUUAAUACUGAACGCUGAACAGACGUCUAAAAAAGACGUUGCAAAAACUUUCAUUCUGGCUUCUCAGUGGACGUCUUCUGAACGUAUGACAAAGACGUUAAUCCGACGUCUUUUGGA